Messenger RNA from Acanthoscelides obtectus, 10352 nucleotides. The record is from the annotation of a GenBank genome assembly. Lineage: Eukaryota; Metazoa; Arthropoda; Insecta; Coleoptera; Chrysomelidae.
GUUUCAGUUUGUGGAGAUAUACACGGUCAAUUUUAUGACCUUAUGAAAUUAUUCGAGGUGGGCGGACCGCCUGCCAGUACAAAGUACCUUUUUCUUGGUGAUUAUGUUGAUAGAGGAUAUUUUAGUAUAGAGUGCGUGUUGUACCUGUGGGCGUUAAAGCUGUGUUACCCUACAACCCUUUUUCUACUUCGUGGCAACCAUGAGUGUCGACAUUUAACAGAAUACUUCACAUUUAAGCAAGAAUGUAAAAUAAAAUAUUCGGAGAGAGUAUACGAGUCAUGUAUGGAGGCGUUUGACUGUUUGCCGCUGGCGGCACUUAUGAACCAACAGUUCCUCUGCGUUCACGGCGGAUUAUCACCAGAAAUACACAAUCUAGACGACAUACGAAAGUUAGACAGAUUUAAGGAACCACCUGCUUUCGGCCCUAUGUGUGACCUAUUAUGGUCAGAUCCCCUAGAAGAUUUUGGUAAUGAAAACAACGCAGAACACUUUUCACACAACUCUGUACGAGGCUGCUCAUAUUUUUACAGCUAUGCUGCAUGUUGUGAUUUCCUACAAAAUAAUAACCUCCUGUCAAUAAUCCGAGCACACGAAGCACAAGACGCGGGGUAUAGGAUGUAUAGAAAAAGUCAAACAACAGGCUUCCCAUCAUUAAUCACAAUAUUUUCGGCACCAAAUUAUCUGGAUGUUUAUAACAAUAAGGCAGCGGUACUUAAAUACGAGAACAACGUCAUGAACAUCAGGCAAUUCAAUUUUUCGCCGCACCCGUACUGGCUACCGAACUUCAUGGACGUAUUCACGUGGUCGUUGCCUUUCGUGGGCGAAAAGGUGACCGAAAUGUUGGUGAAUGUGCUCAACAUCUGCUCAGAUGACGAGCUGGUGUCAGAUGGGGACGAUGCGUUGGAGGAAGAGAAACAGGCUAAAAUUGUUGUUAAAACAUCCGGUGCAGCAGCAAAUCUCCGGAAGGAAGUUAUACGGAACAAGAUCCGAGCUAUUGGAAAGAUGGCCAGAGUAUUUUCUGUGUUAAGAGAGGAAAGCGAAUCUGUCUUACAGCUGAAAGGACUUACACCUACAGGAGCUUUACCAUUGGGUGCACUGUCUGGAGGCAAAACGAGUCUCAAAAAUGCAUUACAAGGGUUCUCGCCGAACCAUAAAAUCACCAGCUUCGCCGAAGCGAAAGGGUUGGACGCGAUAAACGAACGCAUGCCACCAAGGAAGGACGCUCCCCCCUCCCCUGCAGAAGAAACGCCACAGGACCACAAUCACACCAAUCAGUCCAAUGCACAUUCGUGAGCUGAACUUACCGGUUAAGUACAUCACUGCAACAGCCAUCUGCAUCUUUCACACGAUGGAUCAGCUAUUUUCCAAAGCAGAGUGGCGUUCCCUUCAACGUUGUACAUCUUUACUAGAAUAUAUAAACGCAUAUUAUAUAUAUUUACAAAGACGACAGGCUCGUUGCGAAUACGUCAAACAUAUACUUAGAACAAGUAGCUGGUCUGCUUAAAUCUGUCGGAACAACUGCCAUGUCACCUCUAGGAUAGGCCUUGGAACCGGCCUUGAUUGUAUCGUACUCUCUAGGUGUCAUCUCGAUUCACUGUUUGUAUGUGCAAAAUAUGUCGCGUUUCGUCAAAUUCAUUUUACUUCAUCGAUACAUUCCAGUCCGGUUCUAAUAGAUACCAUCAUCUCGAAACCAUUUUGAAUAUAUUCUUUUGUCUAAAUACACACUGAAAAUUUUACAAAUAAUUUCCUGAAAGAUCUUUAAGACUCAGAUGCUGUAACACCUUAUCUAGUCCCAUAUACUCAUGGCUCAAGUACAGUCCAUAGCAAAGUUCGUUAAUAGAGACAACAAGUAGAUUUUUUGCCUCAUCAAUCUUAUCAAAAAUGCUUGUUGAAACUGAUGACUAGUUGGAGUGUAUUGCUGCCCGUUAGUCACUAUAAGGAGACGUACGGAGCUAUCAAAUUAUUUCCAGCAAGAUGUCGAUAGGUAUGCCCUACUUCAACGUAUUUAUCUAUUACCAAACUUUGAUAUGCACGGAAUUUUAACCAGGGCCGAAGAAGUAUUAGUUUUUGUUCAUCCAGAUCCAGAGUGUGGUGUCAAACAUGGAUAUUUGUGUUGAGUCUGCAACUAAUUAGCUGGAUCUAAAGUUGUUUAGAAAAAUACUCAUCGGAUAUAAGACUAGUGGGCUUAAAAAGGAUAUUAAACUAACUCCGAAAAAGACAUGUUUAGAAUAUAUAGUAGCUUUUAGAUGACGGUACGUUAUCUUACAUUCCAUAUCUACGAGGUGACAUGGUAGUAUGUGAACGUAAAAAUCUAAUACCAAUGAAUCUCUGUUGUCUUGUGGUGAUGUCUGGUCACUACCAAGACUUACAUGUGAAGCAUCCAGUCUCUUGUGUGGGUAAAUAAGUAGUUAGUUAUGGUCGCGAAAAGAAAAAUCGAAUCUAGAUAGCUAAAUUGUAACCUUCAAAGUAUCAGCUGCUAUUACAGUCGUCGGUCGUAUAUCCUACCCGACUUCCUGAUGAAAGUAAUACUCUCCUCAACAACGCCUUCCAAACUGUUUCAUCCUACAAUCUUCUUGUGUAUCCAACGGGCUAUAUAAGUACUACAGAACGGUCUUCAUUUGGAGUCUCUGAAAUCAAAAGCAAUAUCGGAUACCUAAAGGAAGCGUGCCUUUCAAUCAGUUCGUUGAAAAUCAAGACGGUGUACUUGUAAAUGCUGGUAUCGAAACUGUUGUGGUCUGAUUCAGGAAUCAUUUCACUAUAUAUCCAUACAUUCAAGACAGUAGUGACUUGGCUACGGGCCGCUGCAUAAGUCUCUAGCUCCCAGUCUAGCCUGGUGAUCGGCUCUUUCAAUAUUAAGUAUUCCACAAUGUCCAGGAACUAAGAACGUAGUAAAUUUAUCAUUCUGUACUAGCAGGGGCAUAUUUUUGAAACCGUACUUAUGUCGAGCAGUUGCUACUUUGAAUAUAAGAUGCAUAAUACUGUAGAUAGUCUUGAUUGACAAUGAGGUUGGUGACAUGCACAGAGCUGGCUCUUCAAGCCUCAGCAGAUAAUGAGUGAUAUGACGUGCCAUAACCUGUCGCCAAUUGUUCAUUCUUCAUCCGUCGUCGUUACGCGUUACUCAUUUUCACUGUGUGUUUUUAAUUUCAAACAAUUUAACCAACAACUAGGGUAAUCACUAAAAAAUAACUGUUUUCGUCAGAUGAAUCGAAGACAGCAUAUAAAUUAAGAAAUAUCAGAAUGAUACAGAGGAAUUGCUUAACAGACUUGGGAGUAUAUAAAGAAACCAAUCACAAUAACGAGAGUUACAGAAGAUGUUCACAAAGGUGGUGAAAAAUGAUUUCUAGAUUUCUCUGAAAUAUACAUUAAAGGUCAAAUAAAUAUUGCUGAGCGAACAUUGGAGUAGGGGAUGUAUGCGUUUUAAUACUUUCUGAAUGUCAACUACAUGGCGGUUUCAAUACUUUCUAAAGGUCACCUUUACGCUGAUUCUAAUACACGGUGAAAAUGCAGCAAACCUCCAUCGCUAUGUUGCUCAACAGAUGCCAGUAGUCAGCGUAUAGAUGCUCACUAUGUUUGAACUUCGAGAUCUGAGAACCGGCAUUUUUCUUCUACUCAUUGUUUAGCCAUUACGUUAUUAGAACAUUACGUUCGAUUGUAGGUAAGAACUUAUUGUGUAUUCUAAGUAAAGUUAACAUUUUCAGCUACCCAAACCAAUAAUUUUGUGAAGAGAUGAUGAAAUUUAGAUCAAUGUUACUCUUAGUUGUUGGUUAACAAUAUUGCUAUAAAUAUUUAAUUGCCGAGUAAUAAGUAAAAACUGUAAUUGUGAGAAAUAAGUACAUAUAUAUCUUUCUCUCUAUCUCUAUUAAAUAUUAAACAAAGUAUUUGAUUUAAUAUUAGGUGAAAAAAUUACACGUCUUUGCUACGAGUUGUACUUAUUUUUACCAUUGUACAAAUUGUGUUAAUACUAUUAAAAUUAUUAAUAUUAAUACCUCCACUUCUCGUUUGGGUAAGACGUUAAGGCUCCCUGGUACCCCUAUAUAUCUCUAUGUAAAACAUACAUCCGUAGUCCCAUCGUAAUUCAUUUAUUUUUUAUAUAAACACUAGAUUUGUCCAUGUGAAAGAUAAAAUAGCUUAAUUGGGAGAAAUGCUUUAUAUUUUUUCGGAAAAAAAUUUCUUACACAUAACAAGAACAAGAAAGAUUUAAAUGUGUCUCAUCAUUGAAGCCUUGCUCAAACUCCUUGUCUAUAUUUCUGAAAAUAAAUGAGUUGUGAUGCAAUUACGAAUGUGCAUCUUGCGGAACAAUAGAAAGAUAUACUGAGGAGCCUUAAGGAUAGAGCGUGCAUGUAUAUAAAUGUACAAAUAGGUGUUUUAUCAAGCCAGUGUUUUAUCUACACGAAAGUGCAUUAAAUAGUAAGAAUCUCGAUCACCAUCUUAGUUUUAUGCAUUGCGGUGUAAUAGUCAAGGUGGUUCACGUUUCGGUGGAAAUAUAUGGUGGUGACUAGCAAUUUAUUUUCGCUUUAUUGAAAAUUAUCCCGCGUAAAUAUGUCAUUAUUUCCCUACCAGUCCCAGUGUAUAAAAUUUACCAGUGUUUCUCACUGUGAUGUGAAUCGUCUCGUUAUUUAUUCGUUGAUCCAGAAAUAAAUCAUCGGAUUUUCACUAGCACGCCAAAUGUGAUUAGAUCCUUUUACUUCAUUCAUCUAAUCAGCCCUAAAGUCCCAUACAAUUAUCGCGAUUGUCUUGCAGGGUUUUAUGCGCCAGUUCUGAUUUUCAUAUUUUGAUGUAAAUUUAUGCAUGAUAUUUUCCUAGAUCACAUAUGGUAGCAUAGCAACAAACCUGCUUGGAAUAGUUAAUAUGUUACCACCACCCUGUAUUUGCAACGAUCGCUCGGACCACCUGUAUAAAGAUAACAUUUUCCCCAAACGUGGAGUUGUAUGAAUGAUUCUUGGGUGCCAGAGCGUUAAAUUAUAUAUCUAUUAAUCAUAUUAAAUCUGUAAAUUUACUCUAUAAUAUAUACAUAUAAUUAUGGUAUAGUUUAAUUCUUAGGUAAUAUCUCAACCAAAAAGGAACUUUAGAAGAAUAUCAAAAAUUUCAUAUGGCGUCCCUUAACUUUUAUACAAAACUGUAACAAUCUCGCUAUACUAUAUUCCUUCAAAGCUCUCCUCAUUGUUAACGAUCUACGUGCAAUCAUUUUUUUAUAAUUUGUUAGGUAUAAUGCGUGAAUGACAUUUUACGCUUGUGCAUCUUUCUGCGAAUUAUCUGUCUCUUUUUUCAAAUUUCAUAGCUGAUGUCUAUUGUAUAAACAGGCAGACAACACUUUCAACCAAAUCCCAUCUUUUCUAGCACUCAGCUCCAGAAAACAUUAACUAUGUCGGUAGUCCAAGAUCACCGCUAUAAUUUAUGGUAUAUUCGUGAAAAUUUGUUGUCAAAAACGAGUGUAGUUGUACCUAAUACCUACGGUGACAAUUUUGCUAUGCUGAUUUUACGCGAGCGUCUCUCAAAUCAACACAAUCGUUUUAUUUCGAAGGGAAUAGCAAACAUUGCAAUACGGCAAAAUAAUCCGCAUUGUACCGGGACCACAAAAUUUUUAAAAAGGCAUUUCGAAAUAUUCGUCAAGAGUACAAUGUCUGCUUUCUUAGCAUGUAGAUUUGAAAUUUCGAGAAAUUCCAUUACUAUCCAAUUAACGUUGAAAUAUAUUUAAUUUCGCUAUUACCUCAAUAAUGUGAAAAUUGGAAAAAGGAGACAGCUGACGAACGAAAGAUGUAUAUAAAGUUUAGGGCAUGUCUCAGCUCUUAAAAUUAUAUUUAGAUAUGUUAUGCUAAUCACUAACCUGAUUUAUUGUUUUUAAAGUGAUUUUUACUGUUGAAAUUGGAUAUGCUGGGCUUCAUGCACAAACCAGGAUAAGUGCAUGUAGAAAUACAACUGGAUCUUUUCCAACAUAUUCCAAUGAUAUUAUUGUCGAUCAUCUUAUAGGGACCGUAAGUUGAAGUGCAAAGGUAUGGAAUGCUUAACACAAUAGAUAAUUUCAUUGUAAGCUAGAAGCAGCCACAAAAAUCAAAUGUGGCGUUAUAUGUCCCCAGCUUUAAUGCGGGGCAUUAUUAGGCACUUUUAGGAGUAUAUAAAAAAUCAGGUCACGCGAUCCAAAUCGUGAUCGUUUUGCCGCCAUACUCAUAAAUGUCCACCAUGAUGUAAAUUAUUCAACAUAUAUUCAUAAUCAGUUGGCCGAAAUUUUUAAGAACAAAAAUAUUUUGUGAUUACAUUUUUUUAAUAAUAUAGUAGUUAUAAAAAGGUUUUCAAUUUUUAUCAAAUUAUAUAGUUACUCAAAUAUUGCUAUUUUAAAUGGGAGAACGGUCCAGUUUUGAUUAAGUAAAAAUUAGUUUCCAGUAUUGUUUUCACCAAUACUAAAGACAGUUGUCUUUCUCAGUCUAGGACCAGUCACAUUAUUAAGCACCUAAGGGAAUAUGUGAAACACUGGGUUAGCGAUAAAAAUGGCCGCCAGAUUGCACAAUAUUUGUAACCAGUGGACCGUGAAUUUUUCUUGAUUCAUUUUACUUCUUUUUUAAACACAAACAUACUUUCUGAAUACACAUUUAUCGAUUGAUCCAAUAAUUAUUGAGAUAUACAGGGUCCGGUAAAUAGUACGACAAAAAAGAUGGGGAACAUAGGCGAAACGCAGGUCUAAAACAUACCAAAAAAUGACCCUAGUAAAAGUUUCACUGUUUUUGAGGUAUUAGUUUUUUGUCUUUUUCGAAAAAUUUCCUCCUUUGAUCUAUUUGUUGUUGCUGAUUAAGCAGGUAAUGUAUCGCAGUACUUUGCAGUAGCAGUCUAAUACAUUUUUGUUUCAUUGUUGAAUACCAAAGUUGAGUGAAACAGUUUUCUAAAAUAAAAAUUACGAAGAAUAAAUUAGUUUGUCAAGUUUACCUACUUUAAUUCAUCGAAUAUGAUAUUUAAAUGCCAAACCAACAAUUUGAGAAUAUUUUGCCAAAAAAACAGCAACAAAAGAUAGAUUAAAAAAAUAGAGACAAAAAAAUUAAUAUCUCGAAAACAGUGAAACUUUUACUAGAAUGAUUUUUUUGGUAUGUUGUACAUCUGACCUUCGCCUAUCGUCCCUAUUUUUUUGUCGUACUAAUUACCGGACACCCUUUAUACUAGGGCCAUUAAUUCUUAUCAUUUUUCGAAGACAUGCGUGGUGUAGAAUGAUCCAUUUUUUGGUAGAGCUAAAACCAAUUUCGAGCAGUUACUUCCUUGAGGCAUUUUUCGCCAAAAAAUAACACUAAGCAUUUCCAAAUCUUUCUCUGACCAUAAGACUAGGCACUACAGUGAUGUGACGUGUGUACCAAUAUGUGAUUUCAAUUUUAUUCAGGAAGUUGAUAAAAUGUAUAGAAGAGUAUUUGAAAAAAUAUCACGCGAGCGGAAUCGUGGUCAUACCUUAGUGUGCGACCAAAUCGCAAAAUAUUUUCAUCAUGAUCAUACGUUUGCCUUAAAAAACCGUUUUACACACUGGCGACCAUUUUUAUAUGGCUGCCACGCGACCUCAAUUUUUAUUGUGUGACCUGAUUUUUUACUUAUUCCUAUAGGUGCCUAACAAUGUGCCACAUUUAAACUGCACAUGUGACCUUAGUGGCUGUCUGCAAGGCUAUUGAGAUAAUAUUCAUUACAUCAAAAAUGUCCUCUUGAGUGAGUGAGUAAGUACAUGAGGAUAUUUUUCCAAUCGUAACUUUUGCAUUGUGACGGUAUAUGACGGCUUACUCUUAGUACAGCGUGACAUCUCGUUGACUAUUUCCUCCCCGCAAACCGUUACGUAGUUACCAAGUACUUUAUGGUCCCUUCUGCAUAUCCAAUAUUAAAUUAUUGUUGACUGUAAGUUUGUUGAUUAUAUUAUAUAAAUAUAACUUUGUUAUAUUCUACUUUUUGCUGCCAUUCAUAUAUUUUUGUAUAGUUUAUUUGCAAUUUCAUUGUGUUUAGCUAGUCACGAUGUCACGUGGUUCGCACAAGUACAUCGUUGAAAAUUCCCAUGGAAUGAGGAUGACUUAUAAAUAGCAAUAAAUGACACUUUUUUCUAUCGACUGUCGCUAAAUGCGAGGUACGUGCAGAAUUGUGGUUAGUUGGCAUUUUCUAAAUAUAUUUUUAACUUUUUUUAUAAUUUUCUGUUGUGUGACUGAUUAUACAUAUAUAUUCGAUGUUUAAGGCCACACGUCCCUUUUUUUAGUAUUUUUCCAACUACCUGUUUGCAACAGUAUUUUAAAUCCUUUUCAUCUGAUUACUUCAUGUGUAUAGAAAUGACUAAAAUACAUCGUUUUUAUUUUUUUUUUGUCAUAAAAUGCAUUUUUUGUGCAUUUAAUUGUGGAUUUUUUCUUCGAUCGUAACUUUUUAACAAAUAUUAGUGCAGCUCUAAAAUUGUAUGUGAAUAUUCCACUUAUAUCGAUGAAUGAAACAAGUGAUUACUUUUUAUUCUUAUUGCUUUUUUAUUCGAAAAACCUCUCUAAAUGAAAGAUUUUUCGAAAAGGGAAAUUGAUAAGAACAAAAGUAAUCACUUGUUUCAAUCUUCCAUAAAAGAGGAAUAUUCACACACAAUUUCGGAGCUGUACCUUAUAUUUGUCAACAAGUUCCGAUUGAAGAAAAAUGCACAAUAAAAUGCACAAAAAUGCAUUUAUUCCAAAAAUAAAUUAAAACAUUUUUUAGUCAUAUCUAUUCACACCAUGUAAUUAUCAGACGAAAAGGAUUUAUAAUACUGCUGCAAACAGAUUGUUUGGAAAAAUCUUAAAAAAUGGACGUGCCUCCUUAAUUUUUGAUGUGUUACUUUUAUGAAUUGAUUGGAGACUAUUUUUUUGUUUCAUCAUAACAUGAAUGAUCGAGUGGUGAACGAAUUUCUUCAAAAAUGUGUUCAAAGUAAACGCAAAAUUAUUGCGAGUAUGACUCGACGAAUUACCAUACAGGUAUAACAAACCAAAAUAUCCAAAGGUGGCAGCUAACUCCAGAAAUGGUUAGUCAAAACGCGGGGAUUCGAUCGAAGUACCCAUAAUCUUAAUCGCCAUGUUUAUCUGGCCGCUAAAUGAAACCACAUGACAAUUCUGAUUGGUCACGGUUGAGGGCCGAAACGUCGUCAACAGUAAACAGCAUCUCAAACAUAUCUGGUCUUAUUUAGCAGUGAGACAAGCAUGGAGGAUUACCAGCAGAAGUUUCGAGUGUUACAUUAGUGAACUUCUACGUCUCUUUUAGUCAAUCCAGGAGUGAACGGUAUAUAUAGGAUUGAUUUAAAUCAAACAUAGUCGAAGUCGCAGAGAACGAUGUUAGUCCGAGUCAUGAAAAUCCUGAAUUCUAAUUAACAAAGAGAUGUGGCGCGUUUAUAACACAUUCGCUGUAAAUUUGCUUUUACUUUGAGGCUUUACAGAGGCUUCUGAUAGUAGAAUUACAGUUUUCUGUUGAUCAGAUGUAGCCAUAAAAUAAUGAUUCUCCAAUGUCUCUUGGGUUGAGCCCCUGAAUAUUAAUAAGCGAUUAUUUGUGAUAGCUAUCUUUCACUUUGAAUAGCUUUUUAGGUGUUUGAACUUAAUAUUAUGCUCAAUGAUGGUUUGCUUACGAAUUGGAGGGCAGUCAAGUCAUAAUGUUGAGUUCAGAUGCCGUUUAUCGAAAUAAAAACUUUUAAAAUUGUAUAAAUAUAAAACUAUCCAUAUGCCUUCAUACUUCCUAACUUAUUAUGAUAUAUUAUGUAUAAUACUGCACUGAAGGGAUGUUAGACUUUUUACUUUAGUACUAUCACUGUCACCUCGUGUGACCAUUUUAAUAUUAAUCAAGGCACUAAACGUGCCACAAUACGGAUUCUCAGUUAGUUAAUAUUGCUAUGUUUCCUUGCUUUUUUAUACUAUUUGUUAUUGUAAUCAACUGAAAAAUCUCUACAUAUAUUUUUAUAAUCUUUGUUGAUGAUACUAUUUGAAUUUUACUCGACGUGUUUCGACUGAGUGUCCGUGCUGUGGUGUAGCUUUGGUGUUUACAUUUAGAAUUAGCUGAAUGUUUUUGAGAUAAUUUAAAAAUACAUUAUAAUUAUAUACAUAUUAAAAGAUGAGUUGAUAUAAUUCAUAUCAAUCGAAAUGUGCAAUUUAAGAUGGAAAAACUUCUAAAGUUAUGCAUGUUAUAUUUGACAGUUGUUUAUCUGUGAUCGCCUUGCGUUACUGAAUUUGUAUUUUACCUCUUCUGUCGAAUUGUAUAUGUUGAUUUGUUAGGAAAAAGCUGUAAUUCAAUAUUUCAAUCGUACUGGAUAUUUUCAUUUUUGUGUUCUUAUAAAAUAUACAUAAUUGAUAAAAAUCUCUUCCCUAUGUGUCACAUUAUUUAUUUAAUUAUUUAAUAAAGGUAAGUCUUGUUUA